Molecule: messenger RNA, 1401 nt
Organism: Drechmeria coniospora
Lineage: Eukaryota; Fungi; Ascomycota; Sordariomycetes; Hypocreales; Ophiocordycipitaceae
Exons: 1
Coding region: 1-1401 (466 amino acids)
Biological process (GO): mitochondrial translational initiation
Cellular component (GO): mitochondrial small ribosomal subunit
Molecular function (GO): structural constituent of ribosome
Source: RefSeq, a predicted model, not a curated record
AUGGGCGGCCGUGCCGUGUCGCCCGGAGCGGCCCUGCUGAGGACAUCGCGCAUGUUCUCCAUGCCCAAACCACUACCCGAACCACAAUCCACCAACCUCCAUUUCGGUGAUCACAGGUCCAACACCAUGACGAAACAAUACCCGCAGUACCAAUCGAUUACCUCGCCGCUUUCGUCGCGCGAAAAGGGCGAUUGGGGGUACAAGCGACCCUUCCCCCUCAAGUCGACUAUGGCCACGUCGACACCCCUGAUUCGGAUCAAGCAAGUCGACACCAUCGAGCAUGUGACGGACUUCGCUUCCGCCGCCGAUCACUCCUUGUCCCUGGAAAAGUUCCAGGAGCUGCGUGUGGCUCUCUCCGUUCCGAAAAGCAGCGACCGAAGGAACUCGAGAUCCGAUCUGUGGUACAAGUCCGUCUUCGAGGAGGACAUGGAUUUUACCAACCUUCAGCGAGGAGUCCCUGGCGACGAUCGGCGGUGGAAGUUCCAAGGCCCCUGGCUGGCCCGGAUGACGGAGGGCGAUUUUAUGGAAUAUCUCAACAAAAAGGUUCGGCCGAAGCGCACCCGAUUUCGUGUCCUUCUCAAAGAUAGACUUGCCCAAGACAUCACGACGCGUCAGAACAGCAUAGCUCUCGAGCAGGGAAAGCCGACGCCGCCCGCGGUAGAGGCCAAAGACAUUACCGAAGAGCAGUUUACCGACUACCUUCGGUCACUGCGAAACGAUCGCGUCACCCUGUACUCUCUCGUCUCCAAGUUUCUGGAUCUGGCGCCGCUCGGUCAACCCGUCGGCUUCAUCCAGUCCUUCUGGUCGAAGCAGGACACUGCCGCGCCAGAGAGCCCUUACGGGAAGUCUGGCCCGCCGCCCAGCCACCCGUCGGCAGGCAUCAGCUACCUGCGGACGAGCUCCUUUAUGGAGAACCACCCAGUCUACGGACCACAGGCCAAACGGACGCCCGCACUGGCUAGGGUCGUCUAUCCUCGGCUCGGUCCCUCUCCUGCCAAGCUUGGCGUAGGAGGCUUCGUUGCGGACGCGCCGCCUGGCGACAAUGAGUUCAACAUUCGACAUGGACGGGGCCGCACAGCGGCGAACAAGACCAUGCUCAACGGUAUCAUGCACUUGGACACGCAAACCUUUGGCGGCGCGAAGGCCUACGUCGAGCCGCAAACGGCCAGCGUCGACCCGAGCGGAAAGGUUGUCCUGCAGCUCCGGGAAACUUACCCAGAAGCGCAGGUCAUUGCAAAGGAAAACAAGGGCAUUUCCCACAUUUACCACGACGGUGCGACGAAGCGAGUCGUAGCACCUAAGAAAUCCGCGCAACAGGCGGCCAACGAGGCUGGCAAGUGGCGGAUGGAGCGAGUAUCCGACGAGAUUCUGGAUGCAAAGGAAGACGAGACUAGACUUUAA